AUGAUAAGAAGAUUAUUUCUUCCGUAUUUUUCAAAAGAUAAAGGCCCCCCAAGAAUCAGAUGCCAAAUAAACGGUGUAAAAAGAAAACGAUUUUACAAAAUUGUAGUUGCUAAUCAAAAAGAUAAGAAAAAUGGAAAACAUAUAGAAGUCUUAGGUACAUAUGUGAAUAAAAAUAAUAUAAAAGAAAAAUUAAACACAUAUAACAUUUCUAAUCCUGAUAAUGAUUAUUAUUAUAACAAUGUAGAAAAUAUUAAAGAAAUUAGAUUACGAUUUAAUAGAGUUAAAUUUUGGUUAGCUGCAAAUUGUAAUUUUAGUGAUCAUAUGAAAUACGUUUUAAGCUUAUGUAAAAUAAUACCUCAGUAUCCAAUAAAAUACAGCAGGAGAUGUUCCGACAAAUAUUAUUAUAAAUAUAAUGAAAUUAUAAAUAAACAUAAAUUAAUACAAGCUGAAAAAAUCAACAAUUUUUUAAAAACAGAUUUAAAUAUACAAUAUAUGAAUAAUUUUGAUGACCCUACAACAGAACACAAAGAACAAGAUGAUUAUAUAUAUACUCCUGAAGAACUUACCUAUCUUAAAAAACUAUCAAAAAAUAGAAAUAUAGAAUUUGAGCAUGCAGACAAAAUUAGGAAAAUCAUAAGGUAA
Messenger RNA from Plasmodium malariae, 642 nucleotides. Its product is annotated as mitochondrial ribosomal protein S16 precursor, putative. The record is from RefSeq and is a predicted model, not a curated record. Gene Ontology annotation, cellular component: ribosome; small ribosomal subunit. Bases 1 to 642 code for a protein of 213 amino acids. The transcript has a single exon. NCBI's taxonomy places the organism in Eukaryota, Apicomplexa, Aconoidasida, Haemosporida, Plasmodiidae. Gene Ontology annotation, biological process: mitochondrial translation. Gene Ontology annotation, molecular function: structural constituent of ribosome.